UAUAUUGGGCGAUUAUCAAACAAAUAUGUGAACCCAUACCUCUAUUGAAAUUAAUCAAUUCACUUUAAAAACAGAAAUGAAGUUUUGUAGAAGUUUGAUGACUGGAAUUUGUUAUACACCAUGCUGAGCAGAGAACGUGGAAGCUCACACUCAGAGCACGGAGGAAUUAUUAGGUUCGGACACUGAACGUAGAGAUACAUCCAUAUAUCCAAUUAAAAUUUGCCAUGUGGGCUGUGCUUUUGGUGCACUUUUUGUCUGCGUUUUGAUUGUGCUUUUUGACUGCACUUUGGCUGUGCUUUAUCUGCACUUUACGAGCACUUUUGAUACGCUUGGCUUAAAAUUAUGCGGACACAUUUAAUUUAUAAAGUAAAAAAUAAAUUUAAUUGAAUAUUCACAUGUACACUCCACGCAUCAAUAUUUUAUUGGAGUCCGGACGUAUCUCUAUGUUCGGUGUCCGGACCUAAUAAUAUUUCCGGAGCAGGAGGCGAAAAAAUAAAGCUGCAAUAUAGUUAAUACUUAAUAUGAACCGUAGAAAUACUUUCAUAUAAACCGCAAAUAUUAAACUUACCGCUAUGUAUGUAUACAGUCAUACAGAAGAAGACAUACAAAAAUAAUACACUUUUACUCCAGCUCUCCAGCGUUAUUCUUCAAUAUAUAUAUCUUCUCUUCUCUGUUUUUUUUUUCAUGAACUCUCUUCUCUGUUUUUGAUACUGUAGGUCUACAAAGUGUAGGGUUUUUAUUUUAUUUUAUUUGAGAAGUCUAGUGUUUUAUUGUAAAUUUUAUGUACAUUACUACAUGAGAUGUAAUUGUAUUGACGAUGCAUUGUCCUUAUGAAUUAAACUAUAUGGCAUCCACGCGUUUCGCAUUUGACUAAAUAGAUAAAUUCAACCAAGAACACUUUCUCUUACUGGGGCUUGGGAGAGAGAGAGAGAGACGAUGAGGGUGGAGCAGCUACUGGAGAAGAUGAAGGCGAAGGUUUUGGGGUCGCUGGGCAGAAAGAAGAAGAGUAAGGAGUCAUACUCGAAGAUGGACAAGACUGCGAGCAUCAAGGUGGAGAUUCAAAGCAGGAAGGCACAACGCCUCAUUGAGAAGACGCUCGUCGCUGCCGAUCGAGCCGGCAAGCCCUCCCUCUCGCUCCCACCCAAUCAUCGUUCACCUCUAGCAGCUUAAAAAGAUUUAUUGAUGUCCACAUAUUCUUAAUUUAUCCUCUUUCUCCUACAUGUGUACGUGCUACUUAAUAUAUACAAGCCAAUGCAUAAUUACUUAAUUCCAUACCUUUACUCUUACUGCUACAUAUAUGUACGUCUAUAGAAGAUAAUUCAGAUAAAAA
Dendrobium catenatum is the source of this 1330-nucleotide messenger RNA. RefSeq lists its product as uncharacterized. The transcript has a single exon. The record is from RefSeq and is a predicted model, not a curated record. The coding region runs from base 937 to 1170 and encodes 77 amino acids. Lineage: Eukaryota; Viridiplantae; Streptophyta; Magnoliopsida; Asparagales; Orchidaceae.